This is a messenger RNA of Zychaea mexicana, 615 nucleotides long. Its product is annotated as BRCT domain-containing protein. NCBI's taxonomy places the organism in Eukaryota, Fungi, Mucoromycota, Mucoromycetes, Mucorales, Lichtheimiaceae. Gene Ontology annotation, cellular component: exomer complex; trans-Golgi network. The coding region runs from base 1 to 615 and encodes 204 amino acids. Gene Ontology annotation, molecular function: protein binding. The record is from RefSeq and is a predicted model, not a curated record. The transcript has 3 exons. Gene Ontology annotation, biological process: Golgi to plasma membrane transport; conjugation with cellular fusion.
AUGAAUGAGUUCUGGGAACUACAGGAGAAGAUUCUUUCAGCGUUUGGCGAAGUAGAACCAGAGAACCCAGUGCUACGCGUCCGAAAUAUUACACAGACUUCUCUUACUCUUGAAUGGGAUCCUUUGCAACUGCACACAUCGAGACUUCGCUCUUUGGAUAUAUACAAGAAUGAUACUAAGUUGGCACAGCACGUACCUAACGAUACAAACUACAUCAAACUAUCUGGAUUGGACGUUGAUCACGAAUACGAGUUCCACAUUGUUAUCAAAACGACGGCCGGACAAUUUGAAUCGAACCGCGUGCAAGCACGUACGCACAAGAUGGAAAAUCUGACGGGCAUUUCGGUCGCAUUUGGCAAGUUUGAACAACCAGACCCUGCCAUGACGGAAUUGAAGGAAUUGCUCGAGAAGAUGGGCGCACAUUGGUCAGAGGAAGUGACCAGCGAUACGACACAUUUGAUUGCUCAACAACCCGGUGGUGAUAACUAUGACAAGGCAAUGAUGAGCUCUAUACCAGUGGUCAAGCCAGAUUGGGUGAUCCAAUGUGAUAAGAACAGCAAGAUCCAGCCUGCUCUGCCAUACUAUAUUGUGAAUGUACCCGUUGGAAAUGAGUGA